AUGGACGAGAAGCACGACAACCGCGAGACUCUCUCGCACCGCGAAGACAUCGCAGAGGAUGCCUCCAGAAAAGGGGUGUUUGCUGAAAUGCACAUGCCCGACAGUCUUCGAGGGCUCUCCGAGGACGAGUACAAGAAAGUCGGCCGCAAGGCAACCCUUAAAAUGGACAUUGUGGUGUUUCCGCCUCUCAUGUUGAUGUACAUCCUGAACUAUCUGGACAGGAACAACAUUGCUGCUGCCAAGCUCGCCAAUAUCCAGGAGGACUUGAGUCUUUCGGAGACGGAAUUCCAGAGCUGUAUAUCUAUCCUAUAUGCGGGAUACAUUAUAAUGCAGGUCCCGUCCAACAUGAUACUAGGAAAGCUGAAAUGGCCUGCUGUGUACAUCUGCGGUGCGAUGGGAGUCUGGGGUGUGAUUUCAGCUGCCCAAGCAGCUGUGACCAAUUUCGCAGGCUUGAUGGUGGCGAGGUUCAUGGUUGGAUUCGUCGAGGCAGUCUUCUUCCCGGGGGCGCUGUAUUAUCUCUCCAUGUUCUACAACCGCAAGCAGUAUGCUUUUCGCGCCGCCCUUUUUUACUCUGGCUCGCAGCUCGGAAACGCCAUUGGGGGAUUGUUUGCUAUCGGGAUCUUGAAGCUGGACGGGGACCAUGGGUUGGCUGGCUGGAGAUGGCUGUUCCUUGUUGAAGGGGUGCUCACUAUCGGCCUUGCCGUGGUCUUUGCGCUCAUCCUCCCAAACUCACUAGAAGGCGUUCCUAGGAUGACAGAACUGGAGCGAGAGUGGAUCACCUGGAAUUACCAGAAAGACCAAGGCCAGCAAGACGACCGCAAUGAAAUCACCGCAACGCAGGGCCUCGUUCUUGCUCUCCGCGACAUCAAGACAUGGCUACUACUUGCCACUCUGUACCCGGUCUUCAUAUCAGCUGGUGUCACGAAUCUGUUCCAGCCUGUUAUUGCGACGCUGGGCUAUUCGCGCACUAUCACUUAUGCCCUGAGUGCGCCGCCCUUCAUCCUCUGCUGUAUCGCCAUGAUGGCCACUGGGUAUAACUCAGACAGAACGGGGGAACGGUAUUACCACAUCGUCCUACCGCUCGGAGUAACCAUCAUCGCAAAUGUCAUUGCAGUGGCCACACUAAAUACAGGUGCGCGGUACACAGCCAUGAUGCUAAUGCCUGCCUCCUUCUAUGCAGCUACGACAGUGCUUUACUCCUGGAUGUCAGGGACACUCAGCCAGCCGGCCCCGAAGCGAGCGUCGGCCAUUGCGGUUAUUAUUUCUAUCUGCAACACUACGAAUGUUUGGACUCCGUAUCUAUACAACGGGGCGCCACGGUACCUUGCGGCGUUUGCUGUGAAUCUUGCCGCUGCCGUGCUUGCGAUCCUUAUGGCGACUGUGAAUCGCAUCUAUCUGACCCGACAGAACCGCAAGCUUGAUCGGGGGGAAUCAACUGGCAAGAGUGGCCCGACGCCUGCACAGUUGGCGAGUGGAUAUCGGUACUUGGUAUAA
Aspergillus puulaauensis is the source of this 1494-nucleotide messenger RNA. RefSeq lists its product as uncharacterized. The transcript has 2 exons. The record is from RefSeq and is a predicted model, not a curated record. Bases 1 to 1494 code for a protein of 497 amino acids. NCBI's taxonomy places the organism in Eukaryota, Fungi, Ascomycota, Eurotiomycetes, Eurotiales, Aspergillaceae. Gene Ontology annotation, molecular function: transmembrane transporter activity. Gene Ontology annotation, cellular component: membrane. Gene Ontology annotation, biological process: transmembrane transport.